CAGAAGUGACCAGCACCAGGUCUCCCAGGACGUGAUGGUCAACACUGAGACGAAUCAGUUGGAGAAUUAAGCAACACAUGUAUUGAUUGAUACGAAGGAACCGAAGUUCUCGAUGACAACUGACAGUAGACGUUUCUCAUGAUUAGUGCCAGGAGUGGUAACAGUGCCAGGAGUGGUAACAGUGCCAGGAGUGGUAACAGUGCCAGGAAUGGUAACAGUGCCAGGAGUGGUAACAGUGCUAGGAGUGGAAACAGUGCCAGGAGUGGUAACAGUGCCAGGAAUGGUAACAGUGCCAUAAGCAAAUGUGUCAUCAACACAUUACAAUUGUAUCGUCAGCAGCAGGCAAAACAUCAACUAUAGUUUCAGUAGUAACUACAACACUGUGACUACAGUAGCAGUAGUAGCAGCAGUAGUAGCAGUAGUAGCAGCAGUAGUAGCAGCAGCAACAGUAGCAGCAGCAGCAGAAGCAGCAGCAGCAAAAAUAGUUAGAACGGUUGUUCUGAUAACCUGAGUAAAAACAUCUGUGAGGACGAUAAGAACAAGUGACAGUAUCAGCUUGAGUUACUAAAUAAACUAAUAAAUUAUACAGUGAAGUAUCAGCUACAACAAUCAAAUCAUUAACAGCAACAGUGCCACUGCUGCUUUUAACAGUGAUAGUUCCAAUAACCCCAGCAACAGUGACAGCCCCAACACUCCCAGCAACAGUGACAACCCGAACGCCCCACGGAAAGUGACAGCCUGAAAACCCCCCUAGCAACAGGGACAACCUCAACCCCCUCUAUCAACAGUGUCAUCUUCAACAGUCCCAGCAACAGUGACAGCCUAAACAGCCUUAUCAACAGUGACAGCCUCAACAGCCUUAGCAACAGUGACAGCCUCAACAGCCUUAGCAACAGUGACAGCCUCAACAGCCUUAGCAACAGUGACAGCCUCAAUAGUGAAAAUUUUAGCAGAAUGAACUUCCAGAUGACAGAUUUAUUCUCCUCUAUUUCAACUAUCUUCGCUGAAGCUGACCAGGAGAUAGAUGAGUGGAAAGCAAGCAAUAAGGACCUACAACGAGACAUAGAGGAGUUACAGCAGCUUGUACGAUCAUUAACUAAGAAUGCCAAUGACAUCCACUAUGAGUGUACCAAACCCCGUGAAGCAGCCAUGACCAUCGACCCUUCUGUCAAACUACGCGUAGGCAACACCAAGGCAAAGGUGAGCCUAUGGGAAGGUCAGGAAGCUCAAAGUGAGUCUAGCAGAACAUCUGGAGACCAGAAAGUGAGUUGGGGUCUCAGUCUACCAUCAGACAGCAUCACCGUCAACAAGAGAAAGCGAAAACAUGAAAAGUAGAAGAUAGAGAAGAAUAAAAUAUGGUUUUCUUUUAGAAUUAGAAAGAUACAGUACUGAAUUAGGAACUCCAUUACUUUUUUUACUGUGUAAUUAAUAAACAAUUAUUAUUAUUAUUCUUUGGGAAGCACUAACUAAAGCCAUAAGUGUCAGACAGCACAUAGGGAAUGGGAGGCAAUCAGGUUCAAUUCAAGGGGAGAACAGGUCCACUUCCUUGGAUCAACAGCCCCUCACUGGCAUCAAGGUGCCUCCCUUGAGAGGAAAUAAACCAUCAGACUUAUGGGUAGAACUCUACACAGCUUCAACUUUAUCAUGUGACUUCUGAUUACUGUACACUCUUUAUUUUAAUAUUGGCGUUUUUUUCCAUAAUUUAAUGCUACAAAAUAUAUUUCACAGGCAUGUGGAAUAAUCCUAUUAAUGCUACAUUGGCAGGGCAGGAUUUAAGCAUAAGCUAAACAAGCUACAACUUAUGGCUUCAUGGUCUGAAGGGGCCUCUCA
Messenger RNA from Cherax quadricarinatus, 1830 nucleotides. Lineage: Eukaryota; Metazoa; Arthropoda; Malacostraca; Decapoda; Parastacidae. The record is from RefSeq and is a predicted model, not a curated record.